This is a messenger RNA of Oncorhynchus keta (chum salmon), 7922 nucleotides long. RefSeq names its product FH1/FH2 domain-containing protein 3-like. The record is from RefSeq and is a predicted model, not a curated record. Gene Ontology annotation, molecular function: actin filament binding. Gene Ontology annotation, biological process: cardiac myofibril assembly; cortical actin cytoskeleton organization; sarcomere organization. Gene Ontology annotation, cellular component: cytoskeleton; cytoplasm. Lineage: Eukaryota; Metazoa; Chordata; Actinopteri; Salmoniformes; Salmonidae. The transcript is spliced from 21 exons. Bases 49 to 4329 code for a protein of 1426 amino acids.
UGCAGAGCAUAGGUGGAUUGUGGUACCUUUGGACCGACUGUGUGGUGCAUGCUUUGUGGUGCAGGCUGUAAGCUGUGGUCCAAUGCCAUGGAGAUUCUGGAGGAGAAGGAUGGGGUGGACACAGAGCUGCUGGUGUAUGCCAUGACCCUCAUCAACAAGACUCUAGCAGGCCUGCCUGACCAGGACUCAUUCUAUGACGUGGUGGACUGUUUGGAGGAACAGGGCAUGGAGGCCAUGUCUCAGAGACACCGUAGCAGGAAGGGAACAGACCUGGACCUCAUGGAGCAGUUUAACAUCUACGAGACUGCUCUGCGCCAUGAGGACGGGGACGACGAGAGCCAGCCGCCUACCGUGGGUCGGAAGAACCGGCGGCGUGCCAGCGUGGGGGGCACCAACGACCGGAGAGGCCUGGAGAGGAGACGCAGCCGGAGACACUCCCUCCAGAACGGGAGAGGACUCACCUCAGCCCCCGCUUCUCCCAGCAGCCCUCACUCUCACGGAGGACACAACGGUAGCUUCCUGCCCUUCGGAGGCCAGGGCAUCGACGACGUCAGCGAAAGAGAGGAGGAAGAGGAGGAGGAGGAAGAGGAGGAGGAGGAUGAGGAUGAGGAAGAUGAUGAGAGUCAUGAUAUCACAGAGACCACUAGAAAGGGCUUCCACAGCAGCCAAACAGCUGUAUUGUAUACAUCUAGAGCACCCGUUAGUGCUGGAAGCCGACACAUAGGCCACGUCAUGGCGCUCCCUGGCAGGUCCCAGGGUGUAGCCAGCGCCAGCGCCCCCACCACCCCUGUACACCGCUCCCAGGGUGUUGCCAGCGCCCCCACCACCCCUGUACACCGCACCUUUGCCACCUCAGGGGCACCACAGCUGGACUCCAAGUCUGACAGACCUUCUCUGGGGAGCUUGUUGUCCUCCUCCUACAGACAACACCAGGAGUCUCUGACUGCAGAGAGAGAGAGGAGGAGACAAGAGAGGGAGGAACGACUGCAGAAAAUCGAGAGGGAGGAGAGGACCCGCUUCAAUCGGGAUUACAUGGACAAGAGGGAAGAGACAAGACAGGCCAGAGAAGAGAGAUAUAAGUGUGUUGAGAGGCUCGCAGCAGAGGAGUAUGAGAAAGAGAGAGAGCGCACGAGAGCGCCACCCAGGGGGCGCACAGAGAUCACACUGAGCCUGAGCCCCACCCCCUGCAGUCGCUCCGCCUCCCCCCGCUGUGCCACGCCCUCCUCCAUUGCCUCUCCUGAAGACGCUGGCACCAUUCCAUCCCAGACAUCCCAGACGCAGGGAAGUGAAGUAGACGUAGAGCCAAGCCGUGACCUUCAGACUAGAACUACAAGUCCAGCGCCAGAGUUAAUAGUAUCAGGACCUUCUCCAGAACCCACAGAGCCCCCCUCGCAAACCCCCUCCCAAACUCCCCCGGCGCCAGCCGAGGAGCAGGCAGAGACAGAGACGCAGACAGAGAAGCAGGAAGUAGCUGAAGUUGAGUCCAAGCAGGAAGUACUAGAGCUAGUGGAGUUAGCGGUAGAUGAACAGACACAGGAUAAAGAGCAAGAAGAAAGUGAGGAGGAGGAGGAGGGUAAGGAGGAAGAGAGACAGUCAGGGAAUGAGGUAGAGGGAGAAGAGAAGGUCGAAGAGGAGGUAGAGGUAGAGAUAGAAGAUGUAGAAGUGGUAGAGAUAGAGGUGGAGGAGGGAGAGAGGGGGCAGGCUGCGUCGGAGGAGAGGGAGGUGGAGGAGAGGCUGGUCCUCCUCAGUGAGAAGGAGAGGCAGAACGAGGAAGUGAAUGAGAAGGACAACUGUUCUGCCUCCAGUAUCUCCUCAGCCAGUAGCACUCUGGAGAGAGAGGAGAGGGAGGAGAAAGUCAACAGCAACCUUGAACCAGGCCAGUGCAUUAAGGAGGAAGAUGUGAACAGGCAGUGCAGCAAGAUCCUCAACAGCAAGCGCUUCAUGCUGGACAUGCUCUAUGCCCAGAACAAGACCGCUGCCGACGAGGACGAAGAGAAGGCGGGAGAGACGGAACAGACGGAGAACUGCAAAGAGGGGAUGGAGACGUCAUCGUUAGAGGGUCAGGACGGGUCGUCGGUGGCCAGCUUAGCCAGUCGUAUCUCUACACUGGAGGCCAGCAGGCAGGCCUGCGAGGAGAACGUCAAGAAGAUGGAGGUGCAACACCUGGAGAACCAGGGGAGCGUCAGGGCCGUGGCCGAGAAAUUUGGAGACCUUGUUAAAAGCCUUGUGUCGCCUCACGAGCUGGAGGCAUUGGAGAAGCAGCAGCAGGGGCAGCUUCCACCUGAUAAAGACAAAGCUCCUCCGGCCCCGUCCUCCUCUCCCGUACCUCCUAAGAAGGAGUCAGAUUAUAUCUGGGACCAGCUGAUGGCAGCCCCCAGGGAGCUGCGGAUUAAAGAGAUGGACUUUACAGACCUGGCAGACGAGGAUGAUCUGGACAUCUUAGACGUGGACAGUGUGCUGAUGGGCUCCAGUGACCUGAUGAUCCCUCCCCCUCCUCCCUGUCUCUCCACCCUGCCCCCUCCCCCUCCCCUGGGCCUGUUCGGCUGCCCCCCGCCCCCUCCUGUCCCUGGCAUGAUGCCCCCUCCCCCGCCCUUCAUGCCCCCCGGACCCGCCCAGCCCUACCCGGGGUCCCCCCAGCUGAGCCGAGGGACAGGGGAGCCCCCUCUGUUCCAAAAGAAGAAGAAGACUAUCCGUCUCUUCUGGAACGAGGUAAGGCCCAUGGACGGCCAGUACAGGAACCACAAGCGUUGUAGAGAGUCUCUCUGGUCCAAACUGGAGCCGGUCAAAGUGGACACGUCCAAGCUGGAACACCUGUUUGAAACCAAGUCCAAGGAGCUGCCUGUUACCAAGAAAACAGCAGUGGAUGGGAAACGACAAGAGAUUAUUGUCCUGGACUCCAAACGGAGCAAUGCCAUCAACAUCGGGCUGACCGUCCUCCCCCCUCCCCGCACCAUCAAGACAGCCAUCCUCAACUUCGACGAGUACGCUUUGAACAAGGAGGGGAUCGAGAAAAUCCUGACGAUGAUCCCGACGGAGGAGGAGAAGCAGAGAAUCCAGGAUGCUCAGCUUGUGAACCCUGACGUCCCCCUGGGAUCAGCAGAGCAGUUCCUCCUCACCCUGUCCUCCAUCACGGAGCUGUCCGCCCGGCUGCAGCUCUGGGCCUUCAAGAUGGACUACGAGGUCACGGAGAAGGAAGUGGCAGAGCCUCUGCAGGACCUUAAGGAAGGGAUGGACCAACUGGAGAAGAACAAGACGCUGCGUUACAUCCUGUCCACGCUGCUGGCUAUAGGCAACUUCCUUAACGGAUCCAACGCGAAGGGCUUUGAGCUGGGUUACCUGGAGAAGGUUCCGGAGGUAAAGGACACGGUUCAUAAGCAGUCUCUACUGCACCAUGCCUGUUCCAUUGUGGUGGAGAAGUUUCCAGACAGCUCAGACCUGUACUCUGAGAUAGGAGCCAUCACCCGCUCGGCUAAGGUGGACUUCGACCAGCUCCAAGACAACCUGAGCCAGAUGGAGCGACGCUGCAAAGCAUCGUGGGACCACCUCAAGGUCAUCGCCAAGCACGAGAUGAAGCCUGCGCUCAAACAGAAGAUGUCUGACUUCCUAAAGGACUGUGCAGAGAGAAUCAUCAUCUUGAAGAUAGUGCAUCGGAGAAUUAUCAACCGGUUCCAUGCCUUCCUGUUGUUCCUGGGCCAUCCAGCGUACGCUGUGCGGGAGGUCAGCAUCCACCGCUUCAGUAAGAUCCUCAGUGAGUUUGCCCUGGAGUACCGGACCACACGGGAACGCGUCCUGCAACAGAAACAGAAGAGGGCCAACCACAGAGAGAGGAACAAGACCAGAGGAAAGAUGAUCACAGAUAGUGAGGAUGAAGAGGAUGGUGAGGAUGGAAAGUUUGGCGGUAGCGCCCCGGGGCCUGUAAGCCAGGAGGGCGUGCUGACGCAGGGUCUGCAGUACGCAGAGGAUGCAGCGGAGCAUGAGAACAUGAAGGCAGUGCUGAAGAGCAGCUUGCAGGGCUGCAGUGACAGUGGAGCGUCCACCGUGCCAGGCCUACGUACACGCACCAGAGCCAGCAGGCCAGGCCGUGUGGGUCCUUGGGGCUCAUCAGUGAUUGAAGACCCACCUAAUUGCACAGAGACAGACGCUGCAGAUGAGAUCAUGGAGCGCAUCGUCAGGUCAGCCACUCAGGGGCCCAGGACACGGACAGAGCCUCGCGAGAGGAAGAGGUCCAGAGCCAACCGCAAGUCACUGAGAAGAACACUGAAAAGCGGUCUGACACCAGAGGAGGCCAAUGCCUUGGGGUUGUCCAGUGGUUCAGAGAUGGCUGUGUGACAGGAAGAGAAGUGGAGCUGGAUCCGGCAGCACAGCACACACAGACACCUGGGAAACCCUCUUACCGCCCGCCCCGCCCUUCACUGACCCCUGACCUCAAACCCCUGCUCAUCCAGCCAGCCAGUCAACCGCUGCACCAUAGCUUCGCUUGGUCUUUCCCCUGGUUCAACUUUAUGAUGACUGUAGCUCACCUUCCUGUCUGUGGUUUGUGCAGGUAGCUGGUAAACAAUGUUCAGGAAGAGACCAUGAGGAAUAUGGUCCUCAUCCAGGAUAAUAGAUGGUUUUCAGUGGAACAAAGUGGUAUUGGUAUAGGGGCAGUUAAAGGGGUUCAGUGAUCCAGCUGACUCAGCUCCAUACAUACACACUCAGGUAAAGUUCAGCAUCCAAACCACUACACUAUGCUGCUGUGCCGACUUGAGUGUUUCUUAAUGGUGUUGUUCCAAUCAGUUGUUUCUCCUAACCUUUGAAUAUGAGGCUGAGGCCUUUGAGGAACAGCUCACAUCCCAACUGUAAGUCUUAAUCACUUGAUGAAGCCCACAGUGACCACAUGACUAGUGGUGAAUCUCAGUUGUAUUUCCUUGAUUCCUUGUGUCUUCUAUCCUCACCUGUCUACACAAGGCUUUGGAGGACUAGAUCUGAGGUUCGUCCUCCCUAACCUUUCCCUCAAUUGAGAUUCACCCUAUGACUGAAAGAUACAAACUGAGACUUACCUACACAGAAGACAUUUAGCCUCAGGACUUCUAAAGGGAGGGACAUGCGAGUGCUUGAAUCACUGUGGACUUGUGUCUGAACCAAAAAGGCCUCGGAGUUGAAUAGUAAAGAAGUUAGCAUUGACGCUAAAGAAGUUAGCAUUGAUGCUAAAUAAGUUAGCAUUGAUGCUAAAUAAGUUAGCAUUGAUGUUAAAGAAGUUAACAUUGAUGCUAAAUAAGUUAGCAUUGAUGUUAAAGAAGUUAGCAUUGAUGUUAAAGACGUCAGCAUUGAUGUUAUCUAUCCCCACUUAUGAUGAGCAUGUGCGUUGGGCUUGGUGUCAGAUAGUAUUUUUAGUUUGAACAAUUUUUGUUUAUAUAAAAAAAAAUGUCUGUGUCCACAGGCUGUUUUGUUCUACUAUACUACUGUGGUAGUUUUGUGGGUUUUAAAAUACUUUAAUGCGUGAGAAAAAGGUGCUCAGAGAAGGAAUAUUUGCACUGGAUGUAGAAGUUGGAUAUUUAGAGGAAAGGAAGGGGAAAUCCUUGACACACACUGAUGUACCAAUCAGAUAUCAGAUGAAUGAAAAAAUCCCCCAGACAGAACCAAUAAUGAAACAGUAGCACAACUGAUUAUACACUCUAAUUUCAGAGGAAAAGUGAACAGAUUACUUUGACUUUUGCAAACUAAAAUGUUUCCAAUUUUGCAUGUUGUUGAUUCAGUUGGAUUUUAUACAGAUGGAACAAACUGGAAUUCCAAGAGGACACACCAUGAUGUGUUAAGAGGGAAGGUAUCAUUUACUACAUACAAUUGAAUUACUGGUUUCCACUUAUAAAAAACACAUAGCAUAUCAGAGUCGUCAACUUUGGUGAGAACAGUCUGUGAGCUGACAAGUGUACAGAAGGGACGAUGCUACUGGGUCCAGACAGACUGACGUCUGUCAAUCACGCGUAGCGAAUGUUACAGCUUUAACCUAUAGGCCUGCCUACAACAUACAUGUUCCAGCUUUAGCCUAUAGGCCUGCCUAGUACCUACAAUUACACACGUGUUGCAUGCAUGACACCAGUGUUACGCAAGCUCCUGCUGUUGUUCGCUGCAAAGCCUUCUUCUAUGGUUGAGACAUACUUAUUGUGGAGUGUUAGAACUGACAGGGAGAUAUAUUUACACUAGUUACAUGUACGUACUCUCUCUUUACUCUCUGUGUCAAAGAGUUAGGCAACAUUUAAGAAUUGUUUAAAAAAGUACAAGAUUAAUAAUUGGUUAUUAUAGAAAAACGAUAUGAGCUUCAACUGAAUGAGUGCCUUUUAUAGACAAGUCUAUUUAUUCAGUAAUGUUCAGGGAGAUAUUUGUUACAGAAAAUGUUACUGUGUGUAAUGAAAGGACUUCCUCCUUAGGUCAAUUCAACAGCUGUGACUUCCUGAUUUCAUUCUUUCCUUGAUUAAUACAUUUCAGUACUAUGUUCCAUGGCUUUAUGUCUUGGAAACAGUUCUCCUCUUCCAUUUGCGCAUUGCAGUUUUAUUUCGAAUCACAACUAAACGAGGGUUAUAGCUAAUUGUCUAAUGACAAUAUUUCCAUUUUAGCAGUUUUGUCACAAAAAAUGUUCUAUAAAAAGAUAUUAGUUGUUUCCAUUUGCCUUAAUGUAGAAUUAGAGCAUAUAGUAUAUCUGAACGUUCCUACACUGUUGACUUUUAUUGAGGUGUAGUGGUUACAGUCAGCUCGAUAGCUCGUUUUUUAAAGUGCAUAAUUCCAGUUUACAUUUGGAAUUGUGUAGAGAGUUGUAUGAUGAUUCUACACAGUCACAAACAUUCACUGUGAUGGAAACAGCCAUUGUCGACUAAACAUGAAAGAAUAUAUGCUUGCAGCAACACAAGCCACAACAAAACAGUCACACACCUACAAGUAUAUGUCUUUCUCAUGGAGAACUUACAAUUUGGUAUGAAACUAUCCAGCACCUUAUACACCAUUUGUAGCAUGCGUCUUUCAUUGAGGAAAACCAGAACAUUAACAGUGAGAAAGUAUAUUCUUUCAGCCUUUUUCUCAGAUGGUCAUUUUGAGUAUUGUAACUCUGAGUACAUGUAAAGUAAUAAUGAGGGAAGAAUGCUGUAAAAUGAUGUAAAUGUCACAACAAUGUGUUUUAUGUCUUUCACUUGUUGGUAUUUUGUAUAGAAUAGUGUAUUAUAGGUUAAACAAAGCAGUGUUAUUCUAUGGAAAUUGUAAUUUAAGUGAAAACCAAACCAUGCAUGGUUUAAAAAAUGUCUACAGAUGUGGUGUGUCACGUUCUGCUAUGGAUAAAGGGAGAUUCAUUUGAUUUGAAUGUUCAGAGGCUUAGCAUUUGUUAUGUUUUAUUGUUUUUCCUCUGCACAUGACUUGAAACACAUUAGGAUAGACGGAGUGGUCCAUGUAACCACCUAGGACUGGAUUCAAUCUGUAUCGCUGAAGUUCAGCGUUUUAGACUGAUUGAAAAUGUUCCUGCAUUAGCAUAGACUGCAUUCAUGGUCAACACUGCAUAUGUCGGCUCCAUCUGAAAUGAUCUGUAACGCUUCAGCCCCUAGUACUCCUAUGGAACCUUCAGCAGCCUUUCAUUACAUUGCACUCAAUAAAACAUGGAGUGUGUCCCAAAUGGCACCCUAUUCCCUAUAGAGUGCACAACUUCUUCUUAUUCUUUUUUACCAGGACCCAUAGAGUCCAAAAGUAGUGCACUGUGUAGGGAAUAGGGUGCCAUUUGGGAUGCAACCCAUGUUUUCUGUGAUUGGCUAUAUUAUCUCCUUCUCCCCCACUGCUGUACUGUAAGUCAGUGUGGGACUUGGACACAAGCACAUCCAGACUCGGUGAGCUUUUCUUGCGUCUUCGCCCCUCUAACAACAACUGUAUGUAUGAACAUCUGGCAAUAAAAGAUCUCUUAAGAAACA